Messenger RNA from Rhopalosiphum maidis (corn leaf aphid), 1422 nucleotides. RefSeq names its product E3 SUMO-protein ligase KIAA1586-like. The transcript has 2 exons. The record is from RefSeq and is a predicted model, not a curated record. NCBI's taxonomy places the organism in Eukaryota, Metazoa, Arthropoda, Insecta, Hemiptera, Aphididae. The coding region runs from base 179 to 1330 and encodes 383 amino acids.
UUCAUCAUAUUUUGACGUAGAAUCGCCGGUUGUAGCAUUCUUAGACCUGAUUGACUUAGAUAGACAAGAUGCUGAAACUAUCGAAAAAUCUAUUUGGUUAAGUUUAGAAUGUAAUGGGAUAUCAACAUCGUUUGCAUUAAACAACUGGAUUGCUUUUGCCAGUGACGGAGCAAGUGUAAUGACGGGUAAGAAAGCUGGAGUUGCUACUAAACUACGCGAAAAAAUUCCGAAUCUAUUUACCUGGCAUUGUUUAUGUCAUCGCCUCGAACUCUCAGUACAUGACGUAAUAAAAGAUUGUACUGGAGUCUCUCGUUUCCAAAGUCUAAUGGACAAACUCUACGCUUACUAUCAUCAAAGUCCUAAAAAUUCAAUGGGUUUAGAUAAAUCUUGUGUUGAAGUAGGCAUUGAAAUGAAAAAAAUAGGUCGUGUUUUGAAUGUACGCUGGUCUGCAAGCAGUUUUCGAACUAUAAAAGCCAUAUGGAAUAAUUAUCCGGGAAUAUAUUUACAUGUUAGUAAAACACAUGAUGUGACAUCAAAUGGCAUAAAAAAAAAAUUAGAAUCCUCUUCUUUUUUGGAGGAACUUGGACUUUUUUACGAUGUUCUUUCUGAGCUUGCAAUGUUAUCUUGUAUAUUACAGUCCAGAAAAACAACUCUAAUGCGUGCCCAGUCGGAGAUAAAUAGAACGAUUAGAAUUUUAGAAAGUCUGAAAGCUGAACCUGGGGAAAAAGAAAAGGAAAUUAUAGAAGCUAUUCAGAAAGGAAUUAACAAAGGUGUCAAUAUUACAAUGACAAAAUCAGGAGGGAUUAACAGGUUACAAUUUUUGCAAAAUUUAGUAGACAGAAUGCGUCAACGCUUAUUUGAUGACUCAAAAAAUAAAACAAUGCUAGAAGACAUUCAGGUAAUUGAUGAAGUGUUCAAAGUAGCAAUUAAUGAUGCAAAGGGAGAAGAUGAAGUUAAAAGAGUAUCACGGACAUUAGGUUUUUCUGAAUUUGAAAGUGUAGUUGACUUCCGUUCAAGAAAUGUUUUUUCUAGUUUCAUGAAAGCAUUAAAUAUACUCCCAACUUCAACAGCUGAUUGUGAACGAGGGUUUUCCGAUAUGAAUUUGACAAUAACUGAUUUAAGGACUAGCUUAAACAUUGAAAAUGUGUCAGAUUUGAUGUUCAUCUCUAUCAAUGGCCCUUCAAUUGCAGAUUUUAAUCCUAGACCUUAUAUUAAAAUUUGGUUAAGAGAUCACCGUUCUGCCGUUUCCACUCCUAGAGGUAAAGAAAGAAAAGAAAUAGACGACGAAAAUAAGAUGCAGAAAUUAUUUUUUAACAAUUUAUUUAAUUAAAUUUUUUAGUAUUUGUAUAUUUUCAUAUUUUAUUGACUUAUAAAGGUAAUUUCAAGCUUUUUUUAAAAGUUUGAUUUUUUUUUUCAUAUUUU